AUGGCGACCUUAGCUGCUGCUGCCCCUGCAGAAGAGCCCCCCAAGAAGAACCGAAUUCAGGUUUCCAACACCAAGAAACCUCUUUUCUUUUACGUCAAUCUCGCCAAGAGGUACAUACAGCAGCACAAUGAGGUCGAGCUUUCUGCUCUUGGAAUGGCAAUAGCUACCGUUGUCACAAUUGCUGAGAUUUUGAAGAACAAUGGACUUGCCACUGAGAAGAGAGUACUGACAUCUACAGUUGGCAUGAAAGAUGAGAACAAAGGCCGUCUGGUGCAGAAGGCGAAGAUUGAAAUUGUGCUGGGGAAAUCUGAGAAGUUUGACCAUCUGAUGACUCCUCCUACCACAACCGAAUCAGCAGCAGCAGCUGCUGCUGAUGACAAAAAGUGA
This is a messenger RNA of Sphenostylis stenocarpa, 387 nucleotides long. The record is from the annotation of a GenBank genome assembly. NCBI's taxonomy places the organism in Eukaryota, Viridiplantae, Streptophyta, Magnoliopsida, Fabales, Fabaceae.